AGUCCUUGGUUUGCAAAGUUAAAUGUAGAGAGAAAGGGUGUGAUCUCAAGUCUCUCUCUCUCUCUCCUCGGAACCAACUGUCAAGUGUCACUCUCCCGUGAGAUCAGCUUUGCGUUGCAUUUCCUCCUCAUUCUCCAAAAAUAAUAUGUAAAUAAAUCUGUGUUUAAUUCAAUUCAUAGAAAGGGAAAAAGAAAUCUGCUUUUUGUUUUUUUCGAAUCAAACAAAUGACCAUCUCUGAUAUUUUCAAUCUGUUUUGCAUCUGAUUGUAUUGGUUGGCCACUGUUGCUUUUACUCGUGUUUUGAUAUGAUAAAACGAGCGAGCCAACCGACUCGGAACAAAGGAACCAAAAGCUUUCGGUUCAUGACCAGAAACUGAUAGAAACUUGAGAUCUGGGUCCGAUCAGUUUUUGAAGAAAAAGAAAAUGGUGGAAUUGGGAUUGUUGUCCGGAAGCAGCAGCAAGUAUAGUAGUUGUAAGCCGGUGAAUGUGAGCUUCAGGAUACCGUAUUACACUGAGUGGGGUCAAAGCCUGCUGGUGUGCGGCUCCGAGCCGGUGCUUGGUUCAUGGAAUAUCAAAAAGGGUCUGCAACUGAGCCCUGUCCACCAUGGGAAGGAGCUCAUAUGGUUUGGGAACAUCUCUGUUCCAAGUGGCUUCAAAUGUGACUACACUUACUAUGUCGUCGAUGAGAAGCGAAACGUUCUGAGAUGGGAAAUGGGAGAUAAGCGUAAAGUAUUAUUGCCUGAGGGGAUCCAAGAUGCAGAGGCAGUGGAGCUUCAUGACCUUUGGCAGGUGGGUGCCGAUUCACUUCCUUUUAGAAGUGCGUUCAAAGACGUCAUCUUUGAUUCGAAAUUCAGUUUGGACAUUGAAGUACCUCCUGGAGUCAUCCAAAACACUUUGGACCAGGAUGAUUCUGUUCUUGUCCAUUUCAAAAUCAGCUGUCCAAACAUAGAAGAAGAAACAGCGAUAUUUAUUAUUGGUAACACCUCAAAGUUGGGACAGUGGAAUGUUCAGAAUGGGCUUAAACUAAGCUACGCUGGUGAAUCCAUUUGGCAUGCUGACUGUGUUUUGCCGAAGAGUGAUUUCCCUAUAAGAUAUAAGUAUUGCAAAUAUGGCAACGCAGGAAACUUUUCUCCAGAAAAUGGUCCAAACCGUGACCUUGUUCUUGACUCCUCAAAAACUCAACCGAGAUACAUUUUUCUUUCAGAUGGCAUGUUGCGAGAAAUGCCUUGGCGGGGUGCUGGUGUUGCAAUCCCAAUGUUUUCUGUUAGAUCAGAAAAUGAUCUUGGAGUUGGAGAGUUUCUUGACCUGAAAUUAGUUGUUGACUGGGCUGCAGAUUCUGGCUUUCAUUUGGUUCAGCUUUUACCUAUUAAUGAUACAUCAGUGCAUGGAAUGUGGUGGGAUUCAUACCCCUACAGCUCACUUUCUGUAUUUGCAUUGCAUCCUUUAUACCUGAGAGUACAGGAACUUUCAGAAAGUAUGUCUUCGGAUAUCAAGCUCGAGAUUGAGAAGGCAAAAGAACAAUUGGAUGGAAAGGAUGUUGAUUAUGAGGCUACCUUGACUACCAAACUUUCUAUUGCGAAUAAAGUAUUUGCUCAAGAGAAGGAUUUGAUUCUUAACUCCAGUUCCUUCCAGAAUUUUUUUUCUGAGAAUCAGGAUUGGCUAAAACCCUAUGCGGCCUUCUGUUUUUUACGGGACUUCUUUGAAACAUCAGAUCACAGUCAAUGGGGUCGGUUUUCUCAUUUUUCAAAAGAAAAGCUAGAGAAACUCAGCUCCAAAGACAGCUGUCACUAUGACAUAAUCUGCUUCCAUUAUUAUGUCCAAUUUCAUUUGUAUGGACAACUCUCAGAAGCUGCAGAUUAUGCAAGAAGGAAAGGUGUAAUAUUGAAAGGAGAUCUACCUAUUGGUGUUGACAGAAACAGUGUGGAUACGUGGGUUAAUCCAAAUUUGUUCCGCAUGAACACAUCCACUGGAGCUCCUCCAGAUUAUUUUGAUAAAAAUGGGCAGAAUUGGGGUUUCCCUACCUACAAUUGGGAGGAGAUGUCGAAAGACAACUAUGCAUGGUGGCGUGCUCGUUUGACACAGAUGGCAAAAUACUUUACCGCUUACAGAAUUGAUCACAUUUUGGGUUUCUUUCGUAUCUGGGAGCUCCCAGAACAUGCCAUGACUGGUCUUGUUGGGAAAUUUCGACCUUCCAUUCCACUAAGUCAGGAGGAACUUGAAAGAGAGGGCAUAUGGGAUUUUGAUCGCUUGAGUCGCCCAUAUAUUCUGCAGGAAUAUUUACAGGAUAAAUUUGGAGCUUCAUGGACUUUUAUUGCCUCAAAUUUUCUAAAUGAAUAUCAGAAGAACCGCUAUGAGUUUAAGGAGGACUGCAACACUCAGAAAAAAAUUGCUUCCAAGCUGAAAUCAUUUGCAGAAAGGUCUCUGUUGCAGGAUGAAGAGAAGAUACGGCAUGAACUCUUUGAUCUUAUACAGAACAUAGUUCUCAUCAGAGAUCCAGAAAAUCCAAGGAAUUUCUAUCCUCGUUUCAAUCUUGAAGAUACACCAAGUUUUAAUGAUUUGGACGACCACAGCAAAAACGUAUUGAAAAGAUUAUACUAUGAUUACUACUUCCACCGGCAAGAAAAUCUUUGGCGGGAGAAUGCUUUGAAAACGUUACCUGCUCUGCUUAACUCAUCAGAUAUGCUUGCCUGUGGGGAAGAUCUGGGGCUUAUUCCUUCUUGUGUUCAUCCUGUGAUGCAAGAACUAGGAUUAAUAGGUUUACGCAUUCAGCGCAUGCCCAGUGAACCUGAUUUGGAGUUUGGUAUUCCUUCUCAAUAUGGCUAUAUGACAGUAUGUGCUCCGUCAUGCCAUGACUGCUCAACCUUGCGUGCUUGGUGGGAAGAAGAUGAAGAAAGAAGGCAGCGAUAUUUUAAGAAUGUGGUGGGGUCUGACAUGUCACCACCUGCUCGAUGUGUUCCAGAGAUUGCACAUUUCAUCUUAAGGCAACAUGUUGAAGCACCAUCAAUGUGGGCCAUUUUUCCGCUUCAGGAUUUGUUAGCGUUGAAAGAAGAAUACACAACACGCCCUGCAAAAGAGGAGACGAUCAAUGACCCCACAAAUCCCAAACACUAUUGGAGAUACCGUGUACAUGUGACAAUGGAGGCUUUGAUCAAGGAUAAUGAACUCAUAUCGACCAUCAAGGAUCUUGUCCGUUUGAGUGGAAGAUCAUAUCCGGCAGUACAAGCUGAAAAACAACCAAGUCAGGAAUCAGCAGCAGUUGCAGGUACAGAGAAGCAGAAAAUGUCCAGCAGCAAAGAUAAGGUUCACCCGGCAGCGUCGUUGAACGGAGUUCCACAGGAGACCGUGGCUGUUCGCUGAUGGUGUUCGUGUAAUGUGAAGGAGCUUAGUUAAUAAGCAGAAAAUAAGCCGACUGUCAACAAGAAUCUGCAUAUUGGGUGCUUGUUGAAGUCUAGAUCUCUUUCCACGACCAUCCAAAACCUUUUAACAAUAAAUAAUGGAAUAAGAAAUAAUGGUAGUACUAAUAUGUUGAACAAUCAAUAACCUAUGAAAUAGAUUAGCUGGCCGGCUUGACGAUGCUCUCUAUUUUGGCCGGUUGUCCCUUCUUAUU
Messenger RNA from Malus domestica (apple), 3606 nucleotides. The record is from RefSeq and is a predicted model, not a curated record. Lineage: Eukaryota; Viridiplantae; Streptophyta; Magnoliopsida; Rosales; Rosaceae.